This is a messenger RNA of Dioscorea cayenensis subsp. rotundata (Guinea yam), 363 nucleotides long. RefSeq names its product non-specific lipid-transfer protein C, cotyledon-specific isoform-like. Bases 1 to 363 code for a protein of 120 amino acids. The transcript has 2 exons. The record is from RefSeq and is a predicted model, not a curated record. Gene Ontology annotation, biological process: lipid transport. NCBI's taxonomy places the organism in Eukaryota, Viridiplantae, Streptophyta, Magnoliopsida, Dioscoreales, Dioscoreaceae. Gene Ontology annotation, molecular function: lipid binding. Gene Ontology annotation, cellular component: membrane.
AUGAAGAACACCAGUACCACCACCUUUUACCUCUUCCUCCUCCUCAUCUCAACCACUCUCCUCCUUGCCCCGGCGACCACCGCGGUGACUUGCGGCAUUGUUGCAGCCAAAGCUGCGCCAUGUCUAGGCUUUGUUACCGGUAAGGUUGCCAAGGUUCCGGCAGCGUGUUGUUCCGGGUUGUGGCAAUUGGCACACAGUGCUGUCACCGUCACUGAUCGCCGAGCUAUUUGCGCAUGUUUGAAGAAUGCUGUUAAGGCAUUCCCUGGUGUGAAGGAGCAGUACUUGAGCCAAGUCCCAAAGGCUUGCCACAUUCCUGUUCCCUUCCCUGUUUCACUUAACACCAACUGCAACCAGGUGCAUUGA